Messenger RNA from Panicum virgatum (switchgrass), 886 nucleotides. RefSeq names its product pathogenesis-related protein 1-like. The coding region runs from base 389 to 886 and encodes 165 amino acids. The record is from RefSeq and is a predicted model, not a curated record. Gene Ontology annotation, cellular component: extracellular region. NCBI's taxonomy places the organism in Eukaryota, Viridiplantae, Streptophyta, Magnoliopsida, Poales, Poaceae. The transcript is spliced from 2 exons.
AAACAACUUCCAUCGGGCAAUCAUCAUGAUAUCAUUUACUUAACAUCUCUAUUCUCUACCGUUAAGUAGUUAGUGUAGUAGUACAUAUUAGUACAUAGUCUAUAUAUUUGGCCCAUAAGGCCCAUGGAUGAAGUAGAAUGUUGUAAAUGUUACAUAUGUAUGCCAAACGAAAAAUAUAGAUAUUAUGUACAAGUACAAAUUUGUAAUACUACACCUACAUCUACAUUAAGGCAUGCUAACACCAAUUUCAGGGCAAAAGAAAAUGUAGCAUAAUUUAUGUGAAAAUACUCAGAACAGCUGGUUAAUUAUCUCUACAAAGCAGGGUGACUCUUUAUGUUUAGCCCAGUGCAAUCAUAAGGUACAAAGUUACUAAAAACUGCAUCAGCGCAUGGCCACAUCGUGGCUGGCCCUGGCGGCCUUCGCGGCCGCCGCCGUGCUCGCCGCGCCGUGCGCGGCGCAGGACUCGCCGCAGGACUUCGUGGACCCGCACAACGCGGCGCGGUCCGACGUCGGCGUGGGCGCCGUGUCCUGGGACGACGCCGUGGCGGCCUACGCGCGGAGCUACGCGGCGCAGCGGCGGGGCGACUGCGCGCUGGUGCACUCCGGCGGGCCCUACGGCGAGAACAUCUUCUGGGGCUCCGCCGGCGCCGACUGGUCGGCGGCCGACGCCGUGGCGUCGUGGGUGUCCGAGAAGCGGUGGUACGACCACGGCAGCAACAGCUGCUCGGCGCCGGAGGGCCGGUCGUGCGGCCACUACACGCAGGUGGUGUGGCGCGACUCCACCGCCGUCGCCUGCGCCCGCGUCGUCUGCGACAACGGCGGCGGCGUCUUCAUCACCUGCAACUACAACCCGCCGGGCAACGUCGUCGGCCAGAGCCCGUACUAG